Molecule: messenger RNA, 1953 nt
Organism: Cajanus cajan (pigeon pea)
Lineage: Eukaryota; Viridiplantae; Streptophyta; Magnoliopsida; Fabales; Fabaceae
Gene: ADSS
Product: adenylosuccinate synthase
Biological process (GO): IMP metabolic process; 'de novo' AMP biosynthetic process
Cellular component (GO): cytoplasm
Molecular function (GO): adenylosuccinate synthase activity; GTP binding
Source: RefSeq, a predicted model, not a curated record
AUCGCUCCUUUCUGGUGGUAGUGUCCAAGAGGGAAAGAAGUAUCACAGAAAAACAUCAACACAAAACAAACAACAACCUUUGUGCCCUUUUCCUUCUUUCUUUCUUUCAUUCAUUCGUUCACAAUGAACAGCAUCUCGUCACUCGCGCUUGAUUCUCACGCCGUUUGCAACCCUCAGCGCCCCUUCUCCUUCCACCGCGCUCGCCCCAUUCCAAACGUCGUCGUCUGCUCCGCCAAGCCCGUCGCGCCUCCUCCCACCAAGCUCGCCGCCGUCGACGCCUCCGCCGGCCGCAUCGGGUCGCUCAGCCAGGUCUCCGGCGUGCUCGGUUGCCAGUGGGGCGACGAGGGCAAGGGGAAGCUCGUUGACAUCUUGGCCCAGCACUUCGAAAUCGUUGCUCGCUGCCAGGGUGGAGCUAAUGCUGGGCAUACAAUUUAUAAUGCAGAAGGGAAAAAGUUCGCCCUUCAUCUUGUUCCUUCUGGUAUUCUCAAUGAGGAUACUCUAUGUGUGAUUGGGAAUGGUGUUGUAGUGCACCUGCCAGGGUUGUUUAAAGAGAUUGACGGUCUUGAGUCAAGUGGGGUCUCUUGCAACGGAAGGAUAUUGAUAUCUGAUCGUGCACACCUGUUGUUUGAUUUCCACCAAUUAGUGGAUGGGCUAAGAGAAGCUGAGCUUGCUAAAUCUUUCAUUGGCACCACCAAGAGAGGCAUUGGACCUUGCUACUCCAGCAAGGUUAACCGUAACGGCAUUCGAGUGGGUGAUUUGAGGCACAUGGAUACCUUUCCUCAGAAGCUUGAUCUUAUAUUGUCAGAUGCAGCAUUGAGGUUCAAAGAUUUUAACUAUGGUCCAGACGUGCUCAAGGAAGAAGUUGAAAAAUACAAGAGAUAUGCCGAGAGGUUGGAGCCAUUUAUUGCCGAUACUGUGCAUGUCAUGAAUGAAGCUAUAGAACAAAAGAAAAAUAUUUUGGUUGAAGGAGGACAAGCAACCAUGUUGGACAUUGAUUUUGGAACUUAUCCCUUUGUUACUUCUUCUAGCCCAUCAGCAGGUGGGAUAUGCACUGGUCUUGGUAUUGCUCCAAGGGUAGUUGGUGAUUUAAUAGGAGUGGUGAAGGCAUACACUACAAGAGUUGGUUCUGGUCCUUUUCCAACUGAAAUUUUGGGUUCAGGAGGUGAUCUCCUCAGAUUUGCUGGGCAGGAGUUUGGCACAACUACUGGCCGUCCUCGACGGUGUGGUUGGCUCGAUAUAGUUGCAUUGAAAUACUCAUGUCAGAUCAACGGUUUCUCAUCGUUGAAUCUUACCAAGCUGGAUGUUUUAUCGGAUCUUGAUGAAAUACAGUUGGGUGUUGCUUACAAACUUGUUGAUGGCACCCAAAUCAAAUCAUUUCCUUCAGAUCUCCGUCUCCUUGAGCAAUUGAAGGUGGAAUAUGAAGUACUUCCUGGAUGGAAAUCUGAUAUUUCUUCUGUAAGAAACUACUCUGAACUUCCAAAAGCUGCACGUCAGUACGUGGAAAGGAUAGAAGAACUUGUGGGUGUCCCUAUCCACUACAUUGGUGUUGGCCCUGGACGUGAUGCUCUCAUAUACAAAUGAGUUCAUGUUGGAUUUGCAUGCCUCUCUUGGUAAGUUGAGGCCUUUUGCGGUAGAGGUGUCUAUUCCCGCCAACUUUCUGAGUUUUGGAAUGGAAACACAUUUGUAGUGACUAGUGAGGAUCACCAACAUGAUGUAUUAUGUUGUUAGUUGUUAUCAAUGGCAUUUUGGGGGUUUUUUUUUUGUAGAAAUUUGAUACAGGGUAUUCACCGUCUAAUUUUGCUAUACCGUCGGAAUGAUGAGUAUGAAUUAGAUGUAUGAUGAUCAUUUCUGCCCUUAUUGUGGUAUUCAUGUAGCGGAAAAUAAUGUUGUACUUGUAACUACCCAAGGGCUUUUUGCUUUCAAGUAUCCACAGAAUUGCAUCAUGAUUUUGUU